Owenia fusiformis is the source of this 2803-nucleotide messenger RNA. Lineage: Eukaryota; Metazoa; Annelida; Polychaeta; Sabellida; Oweniidae. The record is from the annotation of a GenBank genome assembly.
AUGGAUUAUAUUGUGGGUGAAGUGGCCCUUGUUGCUCUAGGACUUCAGUGGAUAUUAGUACAUAAAGAGGGAGAAAAUCCCGAAGAAAUUGAGUUGUAUGAUAGGAUAAACAGCACGUCACUGAGUCCUACUCGAGCGCCCCCUAGUGAUGCUGUAGAUCGUGCACGAGAGGUUCUUGAAAAUUUAGAACAUGUACCUGACCAAUUAGCAGAAGAGGCAGAUGAGCUGCGAGAAAUAUUACUGCAACCACAUUUUAUGGCCCUGUUACAAGCUCACGAUGUCGUAGCUCAUGAAGUCUACGGUGAAGACGCAAUUCGCGUGACACCCCCACCAGUAACCCCAUAUCUAAACGGUGACACACCAGAAGAGAGUCCAAACGGGGACGUAGAAAUGGAAAACGUGACGCGAGUCCGUUUGGUCCAGUUUCAAAAAAAUACAGAUGAAGCCAUGGGCAUUACUUUAAAAAUGAGUGAUAAAGGACGAUGCCUAGUUGCUAGGAUACUUCAGGGAGGAAUGAUUCAUCGCCAAGGAACUCUCCAUGUCGGUGAUGAAAUUCGAGAAAUAAACGGAGUCAGUGUAUCCAACCAAUCAGUAGAGGCCUUACAAGAAAUGCUGAGAGAUGCGCGAGGAAGCGUAACUUUAAAGAUCGUACCAAGCUAUCGAAACACAACUGCACAGUGUGAGAUCUAUGUGAGAGCACUGUUUGACUACAACCCAACAGAUGAUGAGCUCAUACCCUGCGCUCAGGCAGGCAUUCCAUUCACGGUUGGUGAUAUCAUCCAAGUGAUAAGUAAAGAUGACCAUAACUGGUGGCAAGCUAAGAAGUGGGGUGCAUCUGGCGCUGACCCCGCAGGCCUUAUCCCUUCCCCAGAGCUACAAGAAUGGAGGACAGCAUGUGCCGCCAUCGAUAAAGCAAAACGGGAACAAGCAGUGAAUUGUUCAUGGUUUGGACGCAAAAAGAAGCAAUAUAAAGAUAAAUACUUGGCCAAGCAUAAUGCUGUAUUCGACCAGUUAGAUCUAGUCACUUACGAAGAGGUUGUUCGGCUUCCAGCGUUUAUGCGUAAAACUCUCGUCCUACUUGGUGCUCAUGGUGUUGGAAGACGCCAUAUAAAGAAUACACUAAUAACCAGUCAUCCAGAACGAUUUGCAUAUCCAAUACCACAUACCACAAGACCUCCAAAGAAAGAUGAAGAAAAUGGCAAAAAUUAUUAUUUUGUAUCGCACGAACAAAUGAUGGCAGACAUCGCAGCCAAUGAGUAUCUUGAAUACGGGACGCACGAUGAUGCUAUGUAUGGGACUAAAAUUGAGACCAUUAGACAAAUACAUGAUCAGGGCCUAAUGGCAAUCCUCGAUGUAGAACCACAGGCUUUGAAAGUUUUGAGGGCCGCAGAUUUUGCGCCAUUUGUUGUCUUCAUAGCAGCUCCAUCUUUAUCCUCUCUCACUGAAGUGAAAGGAAUCAAUGACGGAAGCCUUGAAAGACUAGCCAAGGAAUCAGAUUUGCUCGAAAAAGCCUACGGACAUUUUUUUGAUUUGAAAAUCGUAAACAACGACAUAGAGGAAACAAUACAUGCUCUUGAACAGGCCAUAGAUGAAGUGUGCUCUACACACCAGUGGGUACCUGUAUCAUGGGUGUAUUAGUGUCACAUCACAAAAUGGCUGCCAUUGUUACCAUAGUAACCAUUAUUCAAAAUGAGGCUGUUAUAUAUGUGACAUCACAAAAUGGCUGCUGUUUUAACCAUAGUAACCAUUCUUCACAAUAAGGCUGUAAUAAAGUGAUUGCCUAUAAAUAAAGCUGGUUGUGAUGGUGCAGUAUGGAGAUGACUAUUACCAUAGUAACCAAUAUUAACAAAGAUGAAAUACGAUGCAGGCUUUUUAAAACAAUCAAAAUAUUGAUGCCAAAUUAUGAUAAUUGCUGUUGUCAAGGAGACAAACAGGUGUAAACAAGGAAACUGCCUGGUUGAAAGUAUUAAACUUGAAAAACUUCUGUUACCAUAGCAAUGUACUAGAAAACUUUAAUCAAGUAUGAUAUGAGAAUGAAUAAAAGUUCAAACAGAAGCAAUGGUUAAUAAUUGUAUUAGAAAGUAACAAGUUGACUGUUGCCAACACUAGUUGCUAUAGAAACGUAAUUUAUUUGGUUAACAGUGGAUGAAACUGACAUGACUUUUUAUUAAGGUUAAUGUAAGAUUGAAUAUGAAAUACUAUUUAUAUGUGAUCAAAUAUGGUAAUAUGUUUGAAAUUAACUAAUACCAUUGUCAAUGCCAAUGUGGUCGGUUGCUAUAGUAACAAUGAAAAACAGCAACCAAACAACAAAUACCUGGUUACAUAAUUAAAUCUAUGCAGUGUACACUUCCUAUUGUCAUAAUUUAUCAACAAAAGUCAAUUCAUGUCUCAGUAGCCAGUAUAAUGCAAUGCCCCAAAAAAGCAAUUUGCCCAAUAAAUGAAUAAAUGGAACAUGAUAUUCUUGGGACUUUGCCUUAUACUGCCCAUCAUCAAAUCAGUUUGUUUACAAGUUGUACAUCAAUCAGAUCAUUGGUCUGAAUCAUUUAGUUUUUUCAUUCAAUCAACUUGAUGUAAAAUUAUACAAAAUUUAUUUAAUCAAUUUAUGCUGAUUCAUUAAGUUUAUUAUCAGUUUGAUAUUGAAUUUUUUCAUUUUGUUUAAAGUGGUAGUCAUCAUUGUAUAUUAUAUUGAGAGUGAGACUGACUGACUCCUAUAAUUCUGUUGCUUCCUCAGAUGCAAUCAAAGAAGAAUAGUCCAUGCUUCACAGGGGAAUAUUCCAUAAUAUCGUUCAGUCUGUGAACCAAU